Lottia gigantea (owl limpet) is the source of this 495-nucleotide messenger RNA. RefSeq lists its product as hypothetical. The record is from RefSeq and is a predicted model, not a curated record. Bases 1 to 495 code for a protein of 164 amino acids. The transcript has a single exon. NCBI's taxonomy places the organism in Eukaryota, Metazoa, Mollusca, Gastropoda, Lottiidae.
AUGGAUGCGAAAUCUGACAUCAAAAACAAUGAUAUUAUCAUUCCCAGAGAUAAAACAUCAAAUGCUGUUCAACGUCCAAGACGCAUUGAAUACUCAGAUAAUGUCGAGCGAAAUUGUGGCACUGAGGAAAAGACUAUUGAAGGGCCAACAGUUGAAUUGCGGCGGAAAAUUGAUCGAAAACGAGCGGAUGUGAACAAGAAAUUGUGGCGUAGAUCAACGAUGGAACGAAGUGGGUUGCCUCCACCACCUGUGCCUCCUGAUUCUCCACCAACUUCACCGGAUUCCUUUACAAAAAACAAAACACCACCGCCAAUAUCUCCUCCAAUAAUAACCAGUGUAUCCACGCUAAAGUCAAAUGUGUCCUCAGUAUCCCCCACAAACAAUAACGUAUCUCCUCCGAUAUCAACAGAGAAGAUGUCGAUAUCGAGAAAAAGACAAUCGCUAAUCAAACGUCAGAGUCUUCCUCCGCCGCCUUUACCACCUAGUUCACCUUGA